Molecule: messenger RNA, 234 nt
Organism: Arctia plantaginis
Lineage: Eukaryota; Metazoa; Arthropoda; Insecta; Lepidoptera; Erebidae
Source: the annotation of a GenBank genome assembly
AUGCAACCUCUUUUUGCAAACGAUGUAAAAACAAAACCGUGUCGUGCCGCCCACGGAAACAUACCGAGAGAUACGGCACUCCACUUCGAGUCUAAGGACCUUACCCUAGACAUUGGCUCAUGGCACUACGCAAUAAGGUUGUCGCCGGUCAACGGCCGCCCACCUCCCGCGCCCCUGCGACCUCUUUUCGCUACAAUCCAACAACUUUAUAACGCGCAUUUCUGCCAACAAUAG